AUGGAUAAAAGGAGGGGCAGAUCGGGCAAAUAGAAAAGUAGUCCAGAGAGAAAUGAUGAAGAAGAAGAGGAAUUUGUUGUUAAAUCAAAAGGGAAACAAUAAAAGGGAAAAAAGAAAACUGAGGAUAAUGAAGGUAAGAAAAGUGCAUAAAAAAUCGAGAAAUAAUAGAAAGUAAAGGAAGUGGAAAAAAAAGUAAAAUAAGUUAACCAAGCAGAUGAAAAAUUUGAUUUAGGAGAUGGAAGAUUUAGUACUCCAACAGUAAAAAUUUCUAGUUGGAAUAUAAAUGGAAUCAGAGCUGUCACAAAGCAUGAAUCAGCUGUUUAAUAUUUAAAUGACUCUAAAUUUGAUAUAAUUUGUUUAAAUGAAUUGAAAGCUGAUUAAGAUGUAUUUGACAAAGAAAAUUUAGGCGCUAAAUUUGGAAAACACUAUUUUCUAUAUCUUAAUUUUUGUAAAUCUAAGGCUGGAUACAGUGGAGUUGCUAUAGCAUCUAAAGUCAAACCAUUAUCAGUGAAGUGCGAUAUUGGUGUCGAUAAGCAUGACCAAGAAGGAAGAACACUCACAGCUGAAUUCGAACAGUUUUAUUUAGUUUCAUGUUAUGUUCCAAACUCAGGAUAGAAAUUGGAAAGACUUGAUUAUAGAACCAAGGAGUGGGAUAUUGAUUUCUAAAACUAUCUUGAAGGACUUCGAAAGAAAAAACCUACGAUCUUAUGUGGUGAUCUUAAUGUAGCCCACCACGAAAUAGAUCUUUCCAAUCCAGCUGGCAACAAGAAGACUGCUGGAUUUACUCUAUAAGAAAGGGAUCAAUUUUCCAAUUAUUUGUAAAAAGGAUGGGUUGAUUCGUUCAGACAUUUACAUCCAAAAGAGGUUAAGUAUAGCUUUUUUAGUGCAAGAAGUAAUAGCAGAUCAUAAAACAAGGGAUGGAGAUUAGAUUAUUUUAUAAUUAAUAAGGAAGCUUCUGAUGCUAUCACUGUAUCUGAUAUAAACUUAACUGUUGAAGGAAGUGAUCACGUGCCAAUUGAGUGUGAAGUUGAUCUAAGAAAAUUAUGAUGGAAAUAUAAAUUAUUCAUAAUUUAAAUCAAAUAA
Molecule: messenger RNA, 1083 nt
Organism: Paramecium tetraurelia
Lineage: Eukaryota; Ciliophora; Oligohymenophorea; Peniculida; Parameciidae
Exons: 5
Biological process (GO): base-excision repair
Cellular component (GO): nucleus
Molecular function (GO): DNA-(apurinic or apyrimidinic site) endonuclease activity; phosphoric diester hydrolase activity; DNA binding
Source: RefSeq, a predicted model, not a curated record